CUGGUUACUUUACGUCAAACUGCCGUAUGUCGCAAAACAGCCUAACACCCCACACGUAGUUGGCAGCUACUAUUCACUACAUUAUAUAUCGUUUUAUUUACUAUUCAAGAUAACCGCUACAAUGGAAAUCUUACGUCCAUCAUUGAUCAACAUAAGUGGAAGAGUAUACAGAAGAAAUACCAUCAAAGAAGACCAGUAUGAAGAGGGGGAAGAGGACAACUCCUACAUGGGACCACCAGCAAGUGAACAGUUUGAUGAAGAAGAAGAGUUCUGUGACAGCCACUCCAUAGAACAGAAUGACAAAGGUUUCAGCUGUGCCAUUGAUGUCCCAAGUGUUCUUUACAAAUACAUCAUCGGAAGGAAAGGAGAGACACGUAGAAGGCUAGAGGCAGACACAAAGACAGACAUCGGCAUUCCAAAACAAGGAGUGGAAGGGCAGAUUGUGAUCACUGGCUCCCAGAAGGCCGCGGUUUCCUCUGCCGUGACUCGUGUCGAGCUCCUGGUGCAGAGCUUUCGCAAGAAGCAGCCGUUCACCCACUUCCUGUCGUUCGCUCUUAACCACCCUCAAGUUCAGGAUGGAUUCCUGAGGUUUAAAGAGGAGGUGUUGGAGCAGUGUUCUCAGGACCACGGAGUAGAUGGAAGCAUCUUCCAGAACCCUGCUAAGCUCCAUCUAACAGUCGGCACCCUGGCUCUGCUGAACGACCUGGAAGUGACCCAAGCAUGUAAACAACUCCAGCACUGUCAGGACUUUAUCAAGACCAUCACAGAAGGGAAGCCUCUCCCGCUAGAGGUCACAGGGAUUGAGUACAUGAACGAUGACCCAGCCAUGGUGGAUGUCCUGUAUGCCAAGGUCCAAGUGAAAGAUGGUUCGGACAAGCUGCAGGCCAUUGUGGAGCGGCUGGUGGACCACUUUGUUUCCUCAGGGCUGAUGGUCAGAGAAUGGGACAGAGUGAAACUGCACGGCACAGUGUUGAACACUCUGUUCAGGAAGGAUGCUUCAGCCGAAGCCGCAGGAGGAAGGCAGAACAUGAAGGAGCGGGAGGCCUUCGAUGCCAGGAACAUAUUAAAGAGUUUUGGGUCGUACCAUUUUGGGGAGUUUGAUCUGAAUGCUGUCCAGAUUUCCCAGAGGUAUUCUACUGACUGCACCGGCUUCUACACCUCAGCUGGCCUUCUGAACUUCUCCUGAACACCUCUCCCCUGAAUGUUCACUCAGGUCAGAGGUGAACGAUGAAGCUUCAAGGUGGACUGGACCUGCAGAGAUGAAUGACAGGGUUACAAGGUGGACAUGUCAGAAACUCUAGGGUGUCUCUGUCACCAUGGACUUGGCUGCAGGCGUGGAGAUGCCAGUGGCAAUCAAAUGCCAAUGGAAUUGUGUCAUAAAAUGCUGUCAUUCAUUUCCGUGGGACAUCGUGCUCCAUCUCCCCCAGUCACAUGCUUCCUGCUAAAAACUUGUCUUCCUGAAGUGUUUACAUUUCAACUGGAGUUGAAGGCCUGAAAACAACGUGAUUAUAUUAUUGACACAUUGGGUUAAUGACACAUUGGGUUAAUAAUGACACAUUGGGUUAAUAAUGACACAUUGGGUUAAUAAUGACACAUUGGGUUAAUAAUGACACAUUGGGUUAAUAAUGACACAUUGGGUUAAUGACAGAUUGGGUUAAUGACACAUUGGGUUAAUGACACAUUGGGUUAAUGACACAUUGGGUUAAUGACACAUUGGGUUAAUGACACAUUGGGUUAAUGACACAUUGGGUUAAUGACACAUUGGGUUAAUGACACAUUGGGUUAAUGACACAUUGGGUUAAUAAUGACACAUUGGGUUAAUGACACAUUGGGUUAAUGACACAUUGGGUUAAUAAUGACACAUUGGAUUAAUAAUGACACAUUGGGUUAAUGACACAUUGGAUUAAUAAUGACACAUUGGGUUAAUGACACAUUGGGUUAAUGACACAUUGGGUUAAUAAUGACACAUUGGAUUAAUAAUGACACAUUGGGUUAAUAAUGACACAUUGGAUUAAUAAUUCAUAAUGACACAUUGGGUUAAUGACACAUUGGGUUAAUAAUUAAUAAUGACACAUUGGAUUAAUAAUGACACAUUGCGUUAAUAAUGACACAUUGGAUUAAUAAUUAAUAAUGACACAUUGGGUUAAUGACACAUUGGUUUAACAUUUGGCUCUGAUAUUUUUUCCCUCUAUGGCAUAAGGUUCCACUAUUGUGUUAUGGGAUUAAUCUGUAAAAAAUAUUUUUAUAAUAAACAGACAAAUUAUUCAAA
This is a messenger RNA of Salmo salar (Atlantic salmon), 2269 nucleotides long. Lineage: Eukaryota; Metazoa; Chordata; Actinopteri; Salmoniformes; Salmonidae. The record is from RefSeq and is a predicted model, not a curated record.